GGGGGAGGGGAGACGCGGGGAACAUCCAGGACUCCAGAUCAGUGCCUGGUUGUUCGAUAGUCCGUACGUCUGCGUAGAAACAGCACGCACAGGACAAGAUGUGGAGGUGGGCGGGGAUGGCAUAGCCCGUGGCGAUUGGACGCGUCGAGGGCCGCGAUUCCCGCAAAGUCCGCGACGCAGAAAUAAAAGGCGUCCUUCACCACGUCGUCCACUGCGUUACUUAUCAAGCGACACAGGAAUAUCAGCGACAACGCUCGGCAAGACUGAUUGACAGGAAUGACAAUCGCACCAUGUCCAUUUUGACUACCCUCUCGACGCCAUGGGUGGCCGUCGUCGCGAUUGUCGUGCUGGUUACGGUGUACUAUGUGACACCAUACCUCACCGACAAUGCACACCUAAGAGGGAUCCCUGGACCUCCCACGGCCGCCUUCUCAAACAUCUGGCUGCUGUCGGUGUGCAGGAGAGGGAAGAGAUUUGCCAUCGUGCAUGACAUGCACCGGAAACUGGGUCCGGUGGUUCGCAUCGCGCCGAACCAUGUCAGCAUCGCAGACGCAGAUGCAAUCAACACCAUUUAUGGUCAUGGCAAUGGCUUCCUCAAAUCUGAUUUCUACGACGCAUUUGUGUCCAUCCGUCGCGGCCUCUUCAACACUAGGGACCGCGCUGAGCAUACGCGCAAGAGGAAGCUCGUCUCGCACAUCUUUGCGCCCAAGUCCGUGACAGAGUUCGAGCCAUAUCUUCGACAGAACUUGGAAGAGUUUGUCAGGCAAUGGGACAAGCUGAUCAAGCUAUCGCCCCACAGUCAGCACUCGGCUCGGCUCGAUUGCCUGUCAUGGUUCAAUUAUCUCGCAUUUGACACGAUAGCUGACUUGGCAUUCGGAAAACCAUUUGGAAUGCUCACCUCUGGCGCCGACAUUGCGGAGAUCAGGACGACCCCCACAAGCCCACCACUGUACGCUCCCGCCGUCGAGAUCAUCAACCGUCGUGGCGAGGUCUCGGCAACCCUUGGCAUCAUGCCCUUCCUCAAGCCGUAUGCACGCUACCUGCCGGACCCGUUCUUCUCCAAAGGCCUUGAGGCUGUAGAGCGCCUGGCUGGUAUCGCCAUCGCUCGCGUCUCUGACAGACUCGAGAAUCCUCCCGACAUUAGUCGCCAAGACCUGCUUGCGCGACUUGUGCAGGGCAAGGAUGAAGAUGGACAGCCACUGGGGCGCGAGGAACUGACAGCGGAGGCGCUGACGCAGUUGAUCGCGGGCAGCGACACGACGUCCAACUCAUCAUGCGCGCUGCUAUACCACGUGGUCAAGACAGAGGGUGUCUUGGCCAAGCUUCAACAGGAGCUUGAUGCAGCUGUCCCAGACGACGUGGACGUCCCCAUGUACGAGCAGGUCAAGAGCCUUCCGUACCUGGAGCAGGUCAUUAGCGAAACACUUCGUCACCAUUCAACCUCCGGCAUAGGCCUCCCGAGAGAAGUCCCCCCGAACUCAGCAGGUGUUACGAUCCGGGGGCGCCACUAUGGUCCUGGGUCAGUCUUGAGUGUACCCACGUACACGGUCCAUCAUGACAAGUCGAUCUGGGGAGAAGAUGCGGAUCAGUUCAACCCGAGCCGGUGGGAAAACCCGACGGCUGAGAUGAAGAAGGCUUUCAUCCCCUUCAGUCAUGGCCCGCGAUCCUGCGUCGGGAGGAACUUGGCUGAGAUCCAGAUGAAGCUGAUUGCAGCCACAUGGAUCAAGAGGUAUGAUGUGUUCCUCGAGCAGGAAGUGAUGGAGACCCGCGAGGGCUUUUUGAGGAAGCCAACAGGACUCAAUGUUCGGAUCCAAAGGCGUCGAAAGGGUGGUUCUUGACUGCUGUAUAAGUAUGC
Messenger RNA from Emericellopsis atlantica, 1855 nucleotides. Its product is annotated as cytochrome P450. The record is from RefSeq and is a predicted model, not a curated record. The coding region runs from base 291 to 1838 and encodes 515 amino acids. Gene Ontology annotation, molecular function: monooxygenase activity; heme binding; oxidoreductase activity, acting on paired donors, with incorporation or reduction of molecular oxygen. Lineage: Eukaryota; Fungi; Ascomycota; Sordariomycetes; Hypocreales; Bionectriaceae. The transcript is spliced from 3 exons.